AUGGCAGACAACGAGCACGAAAUCGUAGAACGUCAAGUAGGCAAAGGAUUCGAGGCCCGCUUCGACCUCGACGAUGCAUUCUCAGACGGUGAGGAUGCUGAUUAUAACCUCGAGUUCAGCUCCGCAGCUAUCAGGAAACAUCUCGCCGAGAACCCGAGUUGGGCCGGAAAUCAUGACGGAGAAGAUGACGGGGAGACGGAGUAUAGCUCUGCGCGCGAUCAUGACACGUCGAUAUCAACUUUUUGUCUCGAUGGGAGUUCAAACUCAUAUUCAGAGACUAGAUCUUCUUCCUCGUCACCACCACCGCUGACUGCAGAAGAACAACCUGAUGAGCAGCAGGUUCCUCAGGACUUCUCUGAUAUCACACUGUCAGAAGAACCGAAUGCAAACGGACACUCGAUCAGCCAUAAAGAUACUCAAGAGGAGGAUGCCUCCGCUCCACGGGAUACCUCCCCUUCGCGGGAUACGUCAUAUCCCGUCGUUCACAUUGACGUCAGUAGAUCACCGCCAAGUCGCGUAAUGAUGAGUACGGGACCAGAAAGCAAUGGCGAGGAUCAUCAGGAAGACGAAACGGUACAUCCGGUCUCGAAUGUAUCUUCUUCCUACCUCCCUCCGCCUAGUCAUGAUGGUCCACCACUACCUCCAUCCCCAUCUUCCCCGUUACCAAAAAGCCCAACAACUCCAAUCGUCACAAGUCAAAGAAGACAAACGUACUCGGCGGGACCGAGCGCCUUCCAGAAAGUAAUGAGCAAGACGCGCCCUCAUUUCCUCCCUCCGAAGAACCGUCAAGAAGACCAGAAACAUAUGGCGGACUGGCAGGCCAUGAUGAAACAAAGUCGCGCUGCAGAGGAAAAACGGCGGAAAGCACUACAAGAACGACGUUCAGCUCGCGAGCUCAAGAUUGAGCAGUCUAUGUACAAAUGGGAGAAGGAGAUACUUUCUGAUUGGCGAGUUGUUUAUAAGAAUCCCAAUCUCCGCAGACUUUGGUGGAACGGUAUACCCACGAAACUACGAGCUUCUAUGUGGCAGCAAGCUGUCGGUAACGCACUCGCUCUGAGCAAAGAUAACUACAGGAACUGUUUCAGUCGAGCUACCCGCGCACUUUCGACCGGUUCAUUUCCUGCCGAAACACUACAAACCCUCGAGCAAGACAUCUUGUCCACCCUUCCCUCCCUACACAUAUUCCACCCCGAAACUGGGCCCCUCUACCAAGAUCUUAAGGAUAUGUUAUGCGCAUGGGUCGUCUCUCGUGCAGACGAGGGUUUGGGAUAUGUGCACGGGACCGCUAAGAUCGCCGGGAUGAUAUUACUCAACAUGAAGCCACAGCAAGGUUUCAUCGUGAUGAGAAAUCUCUUGGAGAGACAUUGCAUGAGGUCACUAUAUGGCAGCGUUGCUGCCAAGGAUGACGUUGAAGCCUAUUAUCGGAUAUUCGACACGCUCUUAGCUGACUGCAUGCCAAAAAUAUACUUCAAUUUCAAGCAACACCAGAUAUCGCCUGGUGCUUAUCUCCCUGACUGGCUCAUCCCGCUAUUCUUGGACCACCUGCCCUUCGAAGCAUGCGCACGUCUAUGGGACAUUCUCCUACUAGAAGGGGACUCUUUUCUUUUUCGCGCUGCUCUCGCUGUUCUUGCCGUCCUUGAACCUCGAUUAUUCUUCCCCGACCGACAAGAGCUUCUAGACCUCCUCCGAGGUGAAAAUAAGGCUGCACUAGAAGUAGCCAAAAGGGAAGGACGUUUACUAGAUGGUGCAAAAUAUGACAUCUACGGCGUAGACGAAGAAACGCUUUGGGAACGUAUCGAUAGUAUGGAGGACUGGUGGAAGGAGUCUACAUGGAGACGUCUAACGCAACGAGAACUGCCAGAUUUGUGA
Molecule: messenger RNA, 1869 nt
Organism: Suillus fuscotomentosus
Lineage: Eukaryota; Fungi; Basidiomycota; Agaricomycetes; Boletales; Suillaceae
Product: rab-GTPase-TBC domain-containing protein
Exons: 7
Coding region: 1-1869 (622 amino acids)
Source: RefSeq, a predicted model, not a curated record